CCAAAAAUCUAAAUUAUACAGUAUUAUAUGCAUUGUUGUACUAAUAAGAGAAGACAAAAAGUCAAAAUCACACUCAAAUGGUGGUCAAGCCAUCAUUUUCACGAAUGAUCAUGAAAAGUAAGCAAUUUCGUGGAAAUAUUAUCUUGAUGAGGAUAAAGAAUAAUGUCUUCUCAGCCGUAUGCUGCUUCUCCAGAGCCUGCUAUUCCCUUUUUUCAGGUUGGUUAAUAAAAAAUAUAUUGACUUGUUUUAUGUUGCCAGGAAACACAGACUCUUGACUGGACACCUCCUCAGAAACUACUAGUGACCUGAGUGCAUAGCAUUGUUGUAAGGUUCAGCAUCAGGAGUAAUUAAUAUGUAAAGAAAUCUCUGACAAAUUGGUCAAAUUAUUGUAUCUAAUUCUGACUUUUUAUCUUUGCAGUCAGUGUUUGGACAGCCUGAUCAGAAGUAUGGAUUGUCUACAUUUUCUGGAUCAUAUGAAUCAGAUUCAGAGUCAAUUUUCAUGUGUAAACAUUCAAUUGAUUUAAGGGAUCUUUCUGAUGAAGAUCAUUCUGUUAUGUAUUACUCAUCAAUUGAAGACGAAAUUCUCAUUACACGAGAUUCUUCAAGUGAAGAUGAAGCUGGCAUGUCACGUGUUUCCUCUAUUGAAGAUGAAGAUGGCAUGUCACUUGUUUCCUCAAGUGAUCAUGAAAGUAAUAUAGGUGAUAAAUCAUCAACUGAGAUUGAUCAACAUAUGUCCACAACAGUGUCUCCCAAUUCCCUUUCAAACACUUCAUCAGAUGAAGGAGGAAUUUCUUUAGAUUCAUCCUCCGAAGACCUUCUUGAUGAAAUUGACCUCUCUCAGGAUAACAACAUAGACCAAGACCUUGAAUUAGUGAAUGCGAAACUGCCACCACCCAGAAAUAUCAACAGUUACAUUUUCUCUGAAGUAUGCAAUGGACGCAAAAUGAAAAGUAAAGCCACAAGUUUGUUAAGUGUUAAAAGUGCUCUAAAAGAAAAGUGUGUUUGUGGUCAGGGAUGCAUGAAAAACCUGAACUUUAAAACUGUCAGGGAUCUGAGAAAUGCCUUUUGGCUAAAUUCAAAGACAAUGAGAAUGCAGCUUCUUAGAUCUUAUAUAUUUAAUUCACACAAAUAUGGAAAAUACAGAUUUCUUAAAGUUGAACAAAUGAAGUUAUGUUCGAAAGCAUUUCGUAUAGUUCUACACAUAAAUAAAAACACAUUUUCCCGUGCCCUUCAAAUGAGUGAAAAAAACAUUGCGACUAUCCCUGGAAAAAAACCAAGAGACAUGUCUGAAAAGACACUUCAGUUAAUGAGUUGGCUGGAGGAAUAUUCAACAUAUCACGGAGACAGAAUGCCUGACACAUCAGAUAUACUUUUACCAUAUAGGACCAUCAAAAGUGACUUGUACUACAAGUAUGUUUCAGAAACCAGGCAUUACACAUCACCUGAAUAUUCCGUCAGCAGGGCACAGUUUUUUAAGACAUGGAAAAUGAAUUUUCCUCAUUUGAAAAUUAAAAAGACUAACUCCUUUUCAAAGUGUACGACAUGUACAACAUUAGAACGAAUGCUAGAAAAAACUGUGUGUAUACAAACAAGGGCAAAAUACAAGAAGCUAAAAGAUGAACAUAAUAUGAGACAAAUGCUAGAACGGAAGUAUUAUUACAAGAAAAGAGAUGCCAGUAGAAGGAAUCCAGAUGCAUAUAUGUCCUUGAUAAUUGAUGGAAUGGAUCAAUCCAAAACAAAUCUUCCACAUUUCACCGGCCGUUUACCAAAGAAUAUCAGGGAAACAGAUCUAUUGAAGACUCAUAUCACAGGGGUGAUAAAUCAUGGACAUGGUGGCUUUCAAACAUAUAUUGACCUUAAUGAGUAUCCUCAUGAUCCUAACCUCACUAUCAAUGUGCUGCUAAAGGUGUUGAAGAGAACUGCAGAACAACAGGGAAACCAACUUCCGCAAAUGCUUUAUAUUCAAGCAGACAACUGUGGCAGGGAAAAUAAAAAUCGCUAUAUGUUAGCAUUUUGUGAACUGCUGGUAACUGAAAGGAUUUUCAAUGAGGUACAUUUAUCUUUUCUAAUAGUUGGGCACACCCAUGAGGAUGUGGAUGCAGCUUUUAGUAAAGUGGCCGAUAAAUUGCGAAAAACAGAUGUUGAGACAGUUCAGAAAUUUAUAGAUCUAGUUGAUGGAAAGAUGUUGGACAACAUGUAUGAUGUAAAAAGCUGGCUCUCUCCAGAAAUAAAAUCGUUAACUGGUGUAAGUGGGCCCUUGCACUAUAAAUUUUGCAAAGCAGCAACAAAGACAGAUGGUUUUUAUAAAGGUGCCCAAAGUAAUUCAUGGAUUCCAAUGGAAUAUACUAUACUUAAAACCAUUCCAAAAAAUAAGCCCAAAACUUUAGCCCAGAUUAUUCAAACAUAG
Ruditapes philippinarum (Manila clam) is the source of this 2407-nucleotide messenger RNA. RefSeq lists its product as uncharacterized. The record is from RefSeq and is a predicted model, not a curated record. The transcript is spliced from 8 exons. NCBI's taxonomy places the organism in Eukaryota, Metazoa, Mollusca, Bivalvia, Venerida, Veneridae. Bases 500 to 2407 code for a protein of 635 amino acids.